Gadus chalcogrammus (walleye pollock) is the source of this 7082-nucleotide messenger RNA. RefSeq names its product EMILIN-1-A-like. Gene Ontology annotation, molecular function: protein binding. NCBI's taxonomy places the organism in Eukaryota, Metazoa, Chordata, Actinopteri, Gadiformes, Gadidae. The record is from RefSeq and is a predicted model, not a curated record.
AUGACGCGGUCGGACCGCAGUGUGGUAGGCUCCUGGGAGCUGCCCUGUGGAGCCUGGGGGCCAGAGCAGCGGUCACUGGGGGCCAGUGACCUAACCCUCGGUCACCACAGUCCCUGUGAGCUGAACUGGUGUGCGUAUGUAGUGACGAAGACAGUGAGCUGUAUGGUGGAGGAUGGGGUGGAGACCUACGUCAAGCCAGACUACCAUCCUUGUUCCUGGGGAAGUGUGCAAUGCUCCCGCGUAGUGGCCUACCGUACCUUCAUGAGGCCCAGGUACAAGACGACGUACAAGAUGGUGACGGAGAUGGAGUGGAAGUGUUGCCAUGGUUACAGCGGGGAAGACUGCAACGUGGGCCCCGUGGGGGGCUCCGGGACCCAGUUGUCCACCACCAGGCCCCGGCCUCGGCCUGGCCAGGGUGGGACCGGCACCGGACAGGGCGGAGGAGACAGUGGGCGAGGGGACAGCGACAAGAUGAGGCGGCUGGAGGAGAAGAUCCAGAGCCUGACCAAGGACCUGGACAACGUGAAGUCCACCCUGCGCGGCAUGAACGGAGGCAGCGGGGGAUCGGGCCACACCGGCAGCACGAGCCAGGGGGGAGGAGGAGGAGGAGGAGGAAGAAACCCAGCCGACGCCGCCCAGCCAGAGAUAAAGGAGAUGAUCAACAGCAUCCAGAACAAGCUGGACCAGCUGGAUAACCGCACCCAGGACCAUGACAAAACGCUUGUCAACAUCAACAACCACCUCGUGAACGGCAAGGGCAAAGAGCUGGAGGGAGGACUGUCUGGAGGAGGAGGAGGAGGAGGAGGAGGAGGAGGAGGAGGAGGAGGAGGCGGCGUGGAAGGAGGGAAGGGGAACUCCCUGAAGGAGGAGAUCCUGAGCGAGCUGGAGAGGAGGGUGUCUCUCUCCUGCUCCUUCUGCCAGGAAGGUGUGGAGAAUCUGCGGAACCAGCAGCGGGAGGACCGCGAGAGGAUCCGCGCCCUGGAGAAGCAGCUGACCGUGAUAGACUCCCGGUACCGCCUGAGCCUGGACGGGCUGCGGCGGGACGUGACGCGCUCCCAGGGCUGCUGCGACGGCGUCAGUGACCUGAAGAAGCGCCUCGCCGACGCCGAGCGUAAGAUAGCCGCCACCUCGGAGAAAUACGACGUCAUCCAGACCAAACUGGAUAAGGGGCUAGCUGGAGGAGAGGGAGGAAGAGGAGGAGGAGAAGGAGGUAGAGGCGUGGUGACGGAGGACCUGCUGGACGCGCGGCUGCGGGACCUGGAGCGGCGCGUCAACGGCUCGGCGCGGCAGACGGAGAAGAGCUGCUCCUUCGUGGAGAACGAGGUGAAGGACCUGCGGACGGUGUUCCUGGACCGCUUCGACGACCAGGGCUUCCGCAUCUCGGACGUGGAGCUGGACGUGGGCCUGGUCAAGGACCAGGUGACGGAGCAGGACGGGAGGCUGGCCCGCCUGGAGAACGCCACCGCCCUCGUCGGCCGCAGGAUGAGGAGCAGGGGGGGGGCUGCCGGGGGACUACCGGGGAUUGACGACACCACAGAGAUAUCUCUGGAGUGGAGGGUCUUCGCCAAUGAGGACAAGAUCCACCGCUUUAGCACCACCCUCAGGAACCUGUCUGUGUCCGGAGACUCUCUGUUCGACAAGGUGGUGGACCUGAGCCACGACGUGCGUAAGAUCAAAGCCCUGACGGGGGACAGCGGGGAGCACUUCAACCGCAUCGUCACCGAGAUCGAGACCCUGGGACAAGGCUGUGGGGACACGUGCAGCAGGGUGGAGGACGAGCUGCGCAGGCUGAAGAACUACACCCGGAACGCCCUGGACCGCCUCCAGGUCCACGUCGAGACCCUGCAGGGGGGCGGGGGGGCGACCCACCGGGGGGCUUGUUCCCAGGGCUGCUCCGACCUGCAGGAGGAGGUGGGCCGGCUCAGACAGGACGUGGAGAAGUGCACGCGACAGUGCAAGAACGGACCCGACACGUCCGCAGACGGGGGUAGCGGCGGCACGGGGAUUUCUGGAGGGGGGCUGGGGGGCGAGAAGCCCCUGGACGGCCACAGCGUGAUCGGGGGCACCCUGAACAACAACCACCUGAAGAGGCUGCAGGGCGAGCUCUCAGAGGUCCUGCUGACCUUCAGUUCCAUCAACGACACGCUGAAGGGCCUGGAGCACACCACGCACAAGCACGGCAGCGUCAUCACAGACCUCGGAAACACAAAGGACAAGAUCAUCUCCGAGCUGGACAAGAUCCAGCUGGAGGUGAACGAGCACAUCGAGGGGAGCCGCGACCGGCUGGACGGGAUGGACCGGGACGUGCGGCGCUUCGAGAGCACCCUGGUGGUGGAGAUGGGCGACUGCAGGCGGUCCGGCGACGGGCUGGAGAAGAGGCUGUCCAAGCUGGAGGGGGUGUGCAGCCGGAUGGACGGCGUGUCGGACUCCCUCCAGAGGAUCAAGGACGGGCUGAACAAGCACGUGACGGGCCUGUGGAGUUGUGUGAGCGGCCUGAACUCCACCGUGAUCGCGCACGGAGAAAUCCUCGACGACAUCCAGAACGAGCAGCUGGACGGCAUCCACGGCAACAUCAAGAACCUCAACUCCUCCAUCAACCACGUCCUCGACGCGUUCCAGAGCUUCUCGGAGAAGGAUCUGACCGGUGCUGUUGUGCUGCACAGAGGCCCGCCAGGACCCCCCGGACGCCCAGGAGAGAGAGGCUUCACCGGUCAGCAGGGUGGCAAGGGUCCCGUCGGUCCCCCUGGGAGAGUGGGAGACUACGGACCAAGGGGAUCACCAGGUCCCAAAGGUGAAGCAGGAAUGCCUGGGGCCGAUGCCAAUGUGCCCAAGCUGUCCUUCUCUGCCGCCCUCACUAAACCCAUCGAGAGACCCGGCACCAUCAAAUUCGACACCAUCUUUGUCAACGAAGGAGACUUCUACGACCCUUCGACAGGCGUGUUCACCGCUCCCGUGGACGGCCACUACUUCUUCAGCGCCGUGCUGACGGGCCACAAGAACGAGAAGAUCGAGGCAGUGCUGUCCAAGUCCAACUACGGCAUGGCCCGCGCCGACUCCGGUGGCUACCAGCCCGAGGGCCUGGAGAACAAGCCGGCGGCGGAGGCCCGGACGCCACCGGGCGCCCUGGCCGUGUUCAACGUCAUCCUGCCGCUGCAGGCCCAGGACACGGUGUGCAUCGACCUGGUGAUGGGCAAGCUGGCCCACUCCACGGAGCCCCUCACCAUCUUCAGCGGGGUCCUGCUGUACGAGGACAUGUGAGGGGAGGCCCCCCCCCCCCCCCCCCCCUUGGAUCACAGAGAGGUCACCUUCCGCGAGGCUGUUCCCCUCACACUCUCCUUCCUGUGAACUUGCUUGUUGAAAGGAGAUGGAGGAGAGACGAGGGAGAUGAGAGACCUGUGUGGACUGCAUGUGUGGAAGAAGAAUAGAGGAGAAGAGGAGGAAUGAAUGAAUGAAUGGACUUUUUUUUUGCGACUUGUGUUUCGACGUUGACAACCGGAUUUAAGAGAGGAGCGGAAAAAAAAAAAAAAAAAUGUUACAAAAAAAAAAAUGAACUAAAACUAAACGACGAAGCCAGAGAAUGUUCAGAAAAAUAACUUUUUUCAAUAUUAAAUAUUGAAAAUAAACAGGAGGAGGAGUCCACUGCCUAAAUUAUUACAUCACUUCCUUUGUCUCGUUCCUGGCUCUCAGAGUGGUGAUGAACGUGAUGGAAGCACAUGAACUGCUUGACUACCAGAUAAACGCUUAGAACUGAGCGAAGACUUUUACCCGUCCAUAAUCAAAUCGACUGCGUUGCAUUUCUCGAGACAUGCUCACCACACAGAGUUGUACUACUGCAGAAAGAUGUAUGUUACUAUAACGGUGCCUCAUUUUAUAUAAAUCACUAUGGACAAGAGCUAGGCUUACGGCAAUGGCUUUAUGCACGAAAGCCCAAAGUCUUGAUGACUAUGUACCUGUUUUAGCUGCCAAGUGAUUCCCUGCCAAAGAGCCUGUGUCCAUAGGCUUUCAGUUGAGAUAAUAAAGAAUCCUCUAGUGCCUUUAAACACGUAGCAAUUGAUUUUGAGACGUGACCCGACUGUAGAUUCUAUGGCAGAAUUCCUUGGAUUGUGUCUACUGGGAACUUUGUUUUUGAGUUAGCAUUACUGAGAAGAGGCUAUGCAAAUACUGACGAAAUUGAAUGCAAUAGCGCUCUAUUAAUGCAAAUGACAGUAUUUGCUACGGAAGAGAAAGGACAAUAUUGUAUGGAGAGCAAACCGUGUGCACAUAGCUUUACACAUUUUUGCUAGAGAGAUGAAUACACCAAUCAAGGUCAAAGGACAAAGUUAAGCCAAAGUUAAGCCAAAUGUCUUGUGUGUUGGAGUACAGCAGCCAGAUGUGAAGAAAUGGUGACUCCUAUUUCAGCUUUUUUAACUCGUGUUAUUCUAUUUGGAUGAAUUCACAUUGUGAAUGUUUUGUUUCUGCUUUAUAUCAAAGUGCACCUUUCUUUCUCUUUUUUUUUAAUUUUUUAUAUCUUUCCAUGUGCCUUUCACCACAAAAAGUCCAAUGUAAAGGAUUUAACAGUUUUGAAGAUUUGUCCAACCUCACCACAAAAUCAUGCAAACACAAAAAGAUGUCUGACAUGUACUCAGUGUGGCCCUUGAUUAUAAAAACAGACAGAGAAUAUAAUUUCAAGACUCAUAAGACACCAUCUUGAAAUAAACAUUAAUUCCAAUAAAAAUAAAAAUAUUCUAUGUUACAAUCAACGUUUUAUUCAUUGUUUACCUCCCUCAUAUAUCUGGGCCAUAAUUCUUUUCAUCUAUUCGAUUCACUUUUUCAGCUUGUCUGUUUAUAAAUCAGUGGAAUAAAAUUAUCAGUUUCAAGCCCAAUUUUACUUCAUACAGAUGUUCUCCCAAGUUUGACAUUUGAAGAAAAGGCGCUAGAAAAUUGGUAUUUCAUAUUAGUACUGUAAUAUUAAACAGUGCUUUGUUUGGAGUAUGGUAAGCUAGUGAACUAUUAGUUUGACAGCCACAUGGAAGUGUCCAAGUUGAUAUGCUUGCCAGUCGAAACCAACGCAACAGAAAAAAACAAGUCAAAGAAUACACCCAAAGAAGGGUUUCAGUCUACAGUCCCCAGAGACAGAGUGACAGUGGAGGGCACGGAGGAGUCAGCCAAUCAUAAACACAGUACUCUGCUUUCAUAUAAAAGAUCCACAUUAAUGGAGGGAAACUGGGAGUGUUUACACAGAACAGUUAAAAGGGCACCCACUGCAGACUGCGGGGAGGGGAGGGGAGGGGAGGGAAGCAGGGAGGCUAUUUGUCUUUUGGCUUGUUGAUUCACAUCAGGGGGCAGUACAACCACCUCCCGGUAGACUUUGUCAAAUGUUAUUGUGCGAUUAAUGCGUUGCCCUGUUGUUUAUUUGACCCCCUCUGAGCAUUAGAUGGGUUGGUAUUGUCACAGCAGGACCGUUUACUAAGUCUCGCCUCGGUGGAACAAUUGCUGGAAAUGUAUCGCACUGUCAACCAAAUAAACAUUUCAAUGUCAUUUUUCAUUAACAAUUGUUUCCCUGAAUGCCUCAAAUGCAAUCGAUCUUCUGCCCAGGGCCGUUUCUGAGCUGCUGGGGGCCCUAAGUGACAUCGCAACUGCCCCCUUUCUACAUUCUUAUAGAUUCUGGAAUAUGUAUGAAGAAAAAACAAACUUAGUUGCUUUCGUAUUUCCCCACCCAAACCAUUGUGGUUUUAGGGUCAAACAUGUAUGGGAGUCUGGGGAAAAUCUGAAUUGUUGCUCAAAGGCUUAAUUUUAACACAUUUCAGAUUUGCUCUAAGGAUCCAAAUCACAAAAAAACUAAAAAGUUGUUGAAACAGGGCCCCCUGGUGGCCUUGAGGGCCCUAAACCAUCGCUUGAACCAUUUAUAGAAACGCCCUGUGUCUGCCUCUGGCCUUUUGUCUCCCCCUCACACACGACUAAAUUUCCAGGACCAAUCAAUGGCGUGUGAUUCGGCCCCACCGUGAAAUUACAUCAUUUAAAAAGAAAACGACAAAAAUGUGAAAAUAUCAUAUUUUACUGCAAUCAUGAGACAAUUCAACUAAUUCGAAGGGGCUAUUAUGUGGGCCUCCCGCUUGGGAGUCCAGCUCUGUCUUACUGUACAUUCUCAGGGGUCUCUUGUGUUGUCAGCCCUUAGUGGAGCAGUAAUCACAGUGCUGCCCUGGAUGGACCGUCAAGUCUGAGCGAGGCGCGUUCGAUUGCAGUCAUUACAAUGGGAUGUUAUUUCUGGAUCCAUCCAUACCUACAUUCAUACGUAAUCUCUGCCUUUGUGUCAUCGAAGUGAAUCAUUUGAGGGUGUUUCAAUGAAGACCGGUCAGGCUAUAUAGGAAAGUUAUGAGAAUUGGGUUCAUUCGGAGAGAUGCAUCGUAUAUGCAUCAGUUUGGAGGCUACAUACUCAUCCAUUAACUCAUUAAUUCAUUUAUUCAUGCAAUGGUUAAAUGACUCAAGGUGAAACGUUGUAGUCCCUUCUCAAAGGUGUUUGGGUAUGUCAGAAUCUCCAUACAGACUAAUGAAGAGUCAGUUCUUCUCUUUAAGAAGCACCAGCUGGCUGUGCUGGUCCUGCUGGGGUCUUGAGGCACUGCUGAAGGUCCUUCUGCUGAUGACUUUCACAGACAAUGGAAAUGGAGUCCGUCAUAGUCUGGCAGAGCAGACUUUUCAUCGUUUCAGUUUUCAGCAAUCUUGUAAACGCCACACAUGCUACAUCGCAUUUUCAAUGCGUACCUCCCUGAAACAUCUUUAUCUUCUUCACAUUUUUUUAUGAUGAUGUCAAAUUUGGGCCUAUGCCAUUUUAAUGACAUAUAUAUAGAUAUGAAACAAUAGGUUAGAGGAGAUAAGGACUUGGUGACAGUAAUGUUGGAGCAGUGCCUAGCAAGCUCACUCCAGAGUUUGACUACUUGAGAGAAGAGACCCUACCAUACGAGUUUUAUGUUGAGUUUGAUGGUUGAGUAUUGCGUGACAUCUGCAUUACUUUCAUUGUUUCAUUGUCUGUUUCGUGAAAUAGUGCUUUAGUAAAGAACUUCACUCUUAUUUGCAACAUGUGUGUCUCAAAUAAAUCUAUUAUAACC